AUGGAUACUCCCAGAGUCCUGCUCUCGGCUGUCUUCCUCAUCAGUUUUCUGUGGGAUCUGCCCGGCAUCCAACAGGCUUCCAUCUCUUCUUCCUCGUCGUCCGCCGAGCUAGGCUCCACCAAGGGCGUGCGGACCCGCAAGGAAGGGAAGAUGCCGCGGGCGCCGCGAGAGGAUGCCGCGGGCCAGGAGCCGCCGGAGGGCCGGGAGCCGCAGCCGUGGCCGCAGGACGCGCCCCAAGCGCAGCAGCAGCCUGAGGCGCAGCAGCCGCCGGGCAGGGGUCCGCGCGUGGUGCCCCACGAGUACAUGCUGUCAAUCUACAGGACUUACUCCAUCGCCGAGAAGCUGGGCAUCAAUGCCAGCUUCUUCCAGUCUUCCAAGUCGGCGAAUACGAUCACCAGCUUUGUAGACAGGGGACUAGACGAUCUCUCGCACACUCCUCUCCGGAGACAGAAGUAUUUGUUUGAUGUGUCCACGCUCUCAGACAAAGAAGAGCUGGUGGGCGCGGAGCUGCGGCUCUUUCGCCAGGCGCCCGCAGCGCCCUGGGGGCCCCUGGCCGGGCCGCUUCACGUGCAGCUCUUCCCCUGCCUGUCGCCCCUGCUACUGGACGCGCGGACCCUGGACCCGCAGGGGGCGCCCCCGGCCGGCUGGGAAGUCUUCGACGUGUGGCAGGGCCUGCGCCACCAGCCCUGGAAGCAGCUGUGCUUGGAGCUGCGCGCCGCGUGGGAAGAGCCAGACGCCGGGGAGGCCGAGGCGGGCGCGCGGGGGCCCCAGCAACCGCCGCCCCCGGACCUGCGGAGUCUGGGCUUCGGCCGGAGGGUGCGGCCCCCCCAGGAGCGCGCCCUACUCGUGGUGUUCACCAGGUCCCAGCGCAAGAACCUGUUCGCCGAGAUGCGCGAGCAGCUGGGCUCGGCCGAGGCGGCGGGCGCGGGCGCCGAGGGGUCGUGGCCGCAGCCGUCGGGCGCCCCGGAUGCCGGGCCUUGGCUGCCCUCGCCCGGUCGGCGGCGGCGGCGCACGGCCUUCGCCAGCCGCCACGGCAAGCGGCACGGCAAGAAGUCAAGGCUGCGCUGCAGCAAGAAGCCCCUGCACGUGAACUUCAAGGAGCUGGGCUGGGACGACUGGAUUAUCGCGCCCCUGGAGUACGAGGCCUAUCACUGCGAAGGCGUGUGCGACUUCCCGCUGCGCUCGCACCUGGAGCCCACCAACCACGCCAUCAUCCAGACGCUCAUGAACUCCAUGGACCCCGGCUCCACCCCGCCCAGCUGCUGCGUGCCCACCAAAUUGACUCCCAUCAGCAUCCUGUACAUCGACGCGGGCAAUAAUGUGGUCUACAAGCAGUACGAGGACAUGGUGGUGGAGUCGUGCGGCUGCAGGUAGCGGCGUCUUUCCCGCCGCCUUGGCCAGAGACCGUAGGGGAGGCCUGGCUGCAGAGAGGGGAGGAGGAAGCCGGCCUCGGGAGAGGCUGGGGGUGGGGGGACGGCCUGGACUUAAGAGCUGGGUGCGAGAGGAGGGAGCUGCAGCCUUCCCAGAACCUUCCACCCGCCAGCCCAGAGGGAGAUUCGAUUUUCACACCUUGCCUGGCCACCCUGGAGAAACAAGCCAAGGAGAAUUUCUUUCUUUCUUUUUUUU
This is a messenger RNA of Carlito syrichta (Philippine tarsier), 1626 nucleotides long. RefSeq names its product growth differentiation factor 6 (gene GDF6). The transcript is spliced from 2 exons. Gene Ontology annotation, biological process: BMP signaling pathway; SMAD protein signal transduction. The coding region runs from base 1 to 1374 and encodes 457 amino acids. The record is from RefSeq and is a predicted model, not a curated record. Gene Ontology annotation, cellular component: extracellular region. Lineage: Eukaryota; Metazoa; Chordata; Mammalia; Primates; Tarsiidae. Gene Ontology annotation, molecular function: growth factor activity; cytokine activity.